Messenger RNA from Soboliphyme baturini, 504 nucleotides. Lineage: Eukaryota; Metazoa; Nematoda; Enoplea; Dioctophymatida; Soboliphymatidae. The record is from the annotation of a GenBank genome assembly.
AUGCUCCUUUUACAAAACGCUGCUGAUACAUUGCCAUUGUGGAUUGGGUCGUUAGGAGAGAAGCCUCCAAGUCUAUGCGGGGCGAUUCCGGCAGAACCUAAUUACGUAUGUAAACAGGGGGACCUGGUUGCGGCACGAGUUAAAAGCAGUGAAGGCGACGACAACUGGAUUCUUGCCGAGGUUUGUAGCACUUCACCUUCUGGAAAAUACACGGUCGAAGACAUCGACGAGGAACAAAAGGAAAGUCAUGUGAUAACUCGCAAGAAGGUCAUCCCUGUUCCUUUGAUGCGAGCGCAUCCGACGUUGAACCCUGAAGCAAUUUUUCCAUUGGACGCUGAAGUUUUAGCCCUUUAUCCGCAAACCACGUGCUUUUAUAAAGGUGUUGUACAAAGUCCGCCAGCGAAACCAAAUGAUACCUACCUUGUUGCUUUCGAAGACAAUUCCUACCCUCAGGGCUUCUCUCAACCGCUGACGGUUCCUCAGCGUUACAUUGUUUCCUUCUAA